GUUUUCAGUCCUCUGUGGAGACACAGUGUAUGGGUGCAGAGAUGUCCAGCAGCAAAAUGAUGAAAGCCAUCCGGGUCAGCGAGUUGGGAGCGCCGUCGGUCCUGAAAAUGGCGUCCAUGAGCAUCCCUCAUCCUGGACCCGGAAAGGUGUUGAUUCGUGUUCACGCCUGUGGAGUAAAUCCUGUGGAAACUUACAUCCGGUCUGGGAGCUUUGACAACCCCACCCUGCCGUACACACCGGGCACUGAUGCAGCAGGAGUGGUGGAGGCUGUUGGAAACGGAGUCACUUCAGUGAAGAAAGGUGAUCGUGUCUACACCACAUUGACCGACACAGGAAGUUAUGCAGAAUACACAGUCGCUGCUGCAGAUGCCGUUCACAAGCUGCCUGAUGCUGUAGACUUUGCUCAGGGAGCAGCCAUUGGGAUCCCAUAUUUCACCGCUUUCAGAGCUCUGGUUCACAAAGCUCGUGUCAAAGCCGGACAAACCAUCCUCAUCCAUGGAGCCACUGGAGGGGUGGGUAUUGCUACCUGCCAGCUUGCUCGUGCGAUGGGCCUCAAAGUUCUGGGAUCAGCAGGAACUGCAGACGGGAUGAAGCUGAUUACCAAGAAUGGAGCUCACCAGGCUUUCAAUCACAGAGAAAAAGGAUACACUGAUAAAGUCAUGGCAGCCACAGGUGGCAAAGGUGUGAAUGUGAUUGUGGAGAUGCUGGCAAAUGUCAACCUCAAUAAAGAUAUUGAGAUGGUGGCCAAAAAAGGACAUAUUGUGAUUGUUGGCUCCAGAGGUACCAUCGACAUCGACGGUUGGCAAAUCAUGGCUAAAGAGGCAGUAAUCGUGGGAGUGUUCAUUUUUGACGCUACACGGGAGGAGAACAUCGAGUGUGAAGAGUACCUCUUUUCAGGGAUGGAGGCUGGUUGGCUGCGUCCUCUCGUUGGUCCAAAGUAUACUCUGGACAAAGCCGCCCAGGCCCACACAGACAUCAUUGAGUCCCCUGGUGCUUUUGGAAAGAUGAUCCUGACCAUGUGAUGACAUACCCCAGGUCACAGAAUGGCUGUUUUCAAAAGGAGCAACAAAACUGGUUCAUAAUAUUUAUCUGAAAUCACGUUUGAUUGUUUUGGUAGUCGAGUUUAAUUGCAUAGAAUCUUAAAGUUUACCAGUGGUGACAAUUAUAUGUGCUACUAUGAGGAUCAUUUCAAGAUACAAAUGAUAGUUUUAAGGAUGCUUUCCAUCCAAACUACUACUCUGUCUUGUAAUUCAACCUGGCUGCUAUGAGGCACAUGAUGACUAAAUUGUGUAAUUAGCAUAAUUAGGUCAUUAUCAGGUAAAAUUACGAUGCAGUCCUACGCUAUGGUUUUUGUAAUCAUGAACUUUCAAGACACCAACACGUCAGCAAGCUUUCGUUUUGUUAAUCUAAUAAAACAAAGUUGUUACAUUCAGUA
This is a messenger RNA of Acanthochromis polyacanthus (spiny chromis), 1435 nucleotides long. RefSeq names its product quinone oxidoreductase-like. Gene Ontology annotation, molecular function: mRNA 3'-UTR binding; NADPH binding; quinone reductase (NADPH) activity. Gene Ontology annotation, cellular component: cytosol. The record is from RefSeq and is a predicted model, not a curated record. Bases 30 to 1022 code for a protein of 330 amino acids. Lineage: Eukaryota; Metazoa; Chordata; Actinopteri; Pomacentridae. The transcript is spliced from 8 exons.